AUGAAAAAGAAAGCCGCCAAGUUAUUUGCUGAAGUUGAAGCUCAAGAAAGCAGUUCAAAUGUUCUUAGUAGUCAAUUAAAAAAUAAUAAAGAACAGCCUCAAGUCCAAGUAGAGCCAUUUGAGAAUAUAGAAACCACUAAAGAUACCUGUAAUAUCGUAAGCAAUAUUGAGUGCCCCUCAGACGUGUCAGAUGAACUAUCUGGCGAGGAAUUCAAGGGCUUCCCAAACAACGAUAUACAAGAAGAUGACUCACCUCAGGAGUUUGUGUUUCCCAGGCAAUCGCAAGUUAAUGUGCCUCUGUCGGACUCAAGAGUGGGAACCCCUAAACAUCGUCGUGAAACCUCUGACGGCAUCCCCUCAAGCAAGCGUCGGCGUGGUAGUUUUUCGCAAAAGGAGCAGCCAGGUGGCAGCCAGUUAGUCAAGACCAUCUCGUGCAACAGUGGCCUGGGUACUCCCAGAAAUUGUUCCCAAAAAGAGCAGCCAGGAAGCCACUUAAUCAGGACCACCUCGUGCAACAGUGCACUGGCUACACCCAGCCAAUCGCAGGAGAUGCACGCUUCGCUGACGCAGCUGGCAAGUCGUUCGCCACUGGAUCGCAGCACCAAGACAUCAGUGAUAGCCCGUCGUAACUUACUGACCCUGAGCAAGAGGCGAAAGCGUAACAGCACAACUUCCGAACCUGAUGGAAUCGAAACCCCAUUAAAGCCCAGAUUUGCACCGAUGGCAGCAUCAACCAGCACCCCUCUAGCCAAUAAAAACACAAACCUAAGGCAGGACGCCACCAAGCUGCAACAGAAUGUAGAGGAUAUGUCGCCCAUUUGCAUGCCACCAAACAAAUCCAGACGACUUGGCUUAAGUCGCAGUCGCUAUUAGAAAUUUUUCGUCAGUCAUAUUAGUCAGCCAAGGAUAUUAGUUUCAUAAGCAUGGAUUGCUGGAUGGUUUAUGCUUUGUGUAUAGAAAUAAUUUUAUUUUUUU
Messenger RNA from Drosophila bipectinata, 975 nucleotides. NCBI's taxonomy places the organism in Eukaryota, Metazoa, Arthropoda, Insecta, Diptera, Drosophilidae. The record is from RefSeq and is a predicted model, not a curated record.